GGGGGGGUAAUUAUAAUACCUGUUUGUGUGUUUAUAACGGAGUCUGAGGUCCGGGGGCGGUCGGUCGGUCACUCGGGGAUGAGCUGCUGGACCCCCAGAGCAGAGUGGAGGUCUGAGGGAACCGAGUCCUGAGAUGGAUGUGGACGUCACGCGCGUCCUCCCUGAGCGCGAGCUUCACUGAAGACCAUCAACAAUUCACUGAUGGUGCAGAUUAAACUUCAGCCAGAGAUCUAAGGACUGCAGGAGAUUCUGCGUAUAGAAAUCACAUUAUUUAGCGUGCAGUGAAAAUGGUGAAAAUGUUCUCGAUGAAGGGGCUUUGCUCUCGCACCUCGUUCUACGUGGGGUUCCUGGUGGGCACGUGUUCCCUCUACGUGAUCCUGCGUCAGGCCUGGUUCUCACAGGACGCGUACUUUGGGGCUAAAGACGCCGAAACCGUAAGGAGACUGGAGCAGGAGCAGAAGAACUGGCAGAAGAAGAACUCGGCGUUGUUUAACCUCAACCACCCGCACCACAUCGGUGAGGACAGCGCCCUGGCAGACUCCCUGUACAAGCGCGUGCGCAUCCUGUGCUGGGUGAUGACGGGUCCUGACAACCUGCAGAAGAAAGCUCGUCACGUGAAGGCCACGUGGAGUCGGCACUGUAACAUCGUGGUGUUUGUGAGCUCGGUGGACGACCCGGACUUCCCCACCGUCGGACUCCACACCAAGGAGGGACGCGACCAGCUCUACUGGAAGACCAUCAACGCCUUCCACUACGUGCACGAGAAGCACAGCGCCGACGCCGACUGGUUCCUCAAGGCAGACGACGACACGUACGUGGUGGUGGACAACCUGCGCUGGGUGCUGGCCAACCAUUCGGCGGACGAGCCCGUGUACUUCGGGCGCCGCUUCAAGCCCUACACCAAGCAGGGCUACAUGAGCGGCGGCGCCGGGUACGUGCUGAGCCGAGAGGCGCUCAAGAGAUUUGUGGAGGGCUUCCGCGCCAAGACGUGCACUCACACGUCCUCGGUGGAGGACCUCGCCAUCGGGCAGUGCAUGGAGAAACUGGGCGUGGCUGCCGGAGACUCCCGGGACACGAUUCAGAGAGAGACGUUCCAUCCGUUCGUUCCGGAUCAGCACCUCACCGCCAAGUUCCCCAAGAGCUUCUGGUACUGGAAAUACUGCUACUACCCCAUCGUCGAGGGUCCUCAGUGUUGCUCGGACUUGGCCGUGUCGUUCCACUACGUGAAUGCGGAGAUGAUGUACCUGUUGGAGUACUACACCUACCACCUGCGUGCCUUCGGGUACCGUUACCGCUACCAGCCCCUGGAGCCGGGCCACGCCACGCCGGCGCCGCAGCAGCUGGACGAGCACGAACACCGCGAGCAGCCACAGGAGGCAGAGAAACACCCCGAUCCUGAACCCGAACUCAAAAACAAACACCUGAAUGUUUAAAGAGAACUAUUUAUCAUUUUAUUUUUCAUUAUUAUUAUUUUUAUUCCUUUUUUUUUUUAAGUCUGGAGGGGGAGGGGUGGAGACGAACAUGGUAUUUGCUCUUUUUUUUUUUCCAUAGACAUGAAACUUGUGUUAAGUCUUGAGUCACAUAAGUGUGUGUGUGUGUGUGUGUUGAUUGUUUAACUUUUUCUUGACCAUCACAUGUUGAGUGUUUACCAAGCUCUGAUGGUCUGAUUAUGUCACAGUGCCUCUACAGGUGUGUGUGUGUGUGUGUGAGAGAGCGAGCAAAUAAGUCUCAGGUGUGUGUAAACUCAUCCUCAAUGCCUUCUUAAAACUCUAGACCAAAUGAACACACACUCCCCAAGCAACAUUUAUUAUUAUUAUUUAUUUUUUUUUUAAAUCUACACGCAAGAUUGUUUUGUGACGUCACCAAACAGUGGGCUGUUCAUUGAUCAGUUGCAUCAAACCACAUCGAACCUGUAAUCUGGCUUCAGUGAUCAGGUUUAAGCAGAGACAUUCUUAAAUAUUAUCUGGUGUGUCCAAUGUUUGUACACACAGUGUGACAUUAACAGUGUUUAUUUUGUUUUUUUAAGGAGCUCGAGUAACUGCGUUACCUGUCAGCCUUUGUGGCGCACGAUAAAAAAAAGGCGCUCGAGGAAAUCAAGUUGCCCUGGCGUAACCUGUGUGAGUGUAAAUAUACAAAUUGUAUACUGUUCGCUGGGUCACAUGACUCUCUGAUUCAACACUCUGCAGGUGCCCUUUAACGCCGCCGGUCUCUCACUGAUGCACGUGUGACCGAUGUGCUCAAAUCAUUAUGAUAAUUUAAUAAGCCUGGUUCAGAAUCCCUCUAGUGGCCACGCCCACAUUUUAACCACACCCCAUGCUUGUCAACUCGUCAGGUUUUGUGUGUAAAUCUGUCUUAGCGUGUAUAAUGAUUAUACAAGAAAACACAAGAAGGGAAAUAAACAUGCUCCACACGCCAGGAUAAAGCCUUAAGAGGGCGCUAGACACAGCAGAAGAGAGAUUCAUUAUGAAGUCUAAUCUCUUCGUAGCUGCAACUCGGAAAAACCGAAUAGAUAAAAAAAAAAUAUAACAAUGGGAAAAAACGAGUGUGUGUAGUUCCCUCAUUCUGGUGUGAAAUAAGUAUUGUAGUGCACACUUCGUUUGCUCCCUAGCUACUUGAUCUGUGUGGUUAAACCGAUAACAUGUUCCUCGAUUCGAUUAAUUGAAUCACUGAGCAAUUUUUUUUUCGAUUCUGAAUUGGUUUCCUUUUUAAAUGAUUCAGAUCAAAUUACAAACAUUAACCGGUCCACAACCUGAUGAAUGAUGCGCAGAAAGUCUUUUGCCAAUGCUCGUUCUUUGUGAAGUACUGCUCACUUUUUCAUCUUGUGAACUUACGGGCCUUUGGUGCGACAUCGCCACCUACUGGGCUGGAGCGUAGAGCGGAAAAUAAAUAUCAUGGCGUGACAUUUAAACAUUUAACAACACACACUGGAGAGCACGUCAGUGUUUAUUAGAUACAUUUAGCAAGUUUAAAUCUGCUUGAGAUGAAUCAGACAGCAGCCAAUAGCGCUCCUGAAUUGAAUCGAUCGAAGGUCACUCUGUAGUUCACAGCUCUGCUAGUUACAGCGAUUAUCUAAGCAAUUGCAUUUCAUGUAUUUAUGUAUUCAGAUGAGGGAAAUGUGAGAGAAAAAUCAUGUUUAAAUCAUUUCCUCACCCUCAGGACAACACGGUAAUACGUCAUCCUGUUGUGGUUUGUUCGUAUCCAUCCAAUAAACACUCAGCUCUUCCCUUUGGAGCACCAGAACAUGUCCUCAGCUCUCUCGUCCUCCAUUUAAUACAGUUUAGACAUAGACUUUGGAGUUUUCUCUUUUCUCCAAACGGUCAUCCAUUGUAUCCUCACACACACACACACACACACACACACAGAUUUAGGGGUUUUAUUUCAAACACACCUAAACGCGCCUUUAAAUCCGAGACUGUUGGGGUGUGAGGACGACUGACGGCCAGACGGUGCACUUUCCUAAUGAAAGAACUGAGUUGAACGGAGAUGUUCAACUGGGCAAACACAAAACUGAUUUUUGAUUUUCUAAAGUGUAAAAUAAACCAAAUCAUGGUGUUAUGAGAGAAGGAGGUAAUGAUUAUGAUCAGGCCACUCAUACAGUUCAGUAUUUAAUUUUCUGGACCUAAUUAACCAUGGUUUCCCCCUUUAGAUUUUUGCAUAUUCAUGAAUUAUUUCUAAAGACGUGACUCUGAAAUACAACCGAGUGUUUAAGCCUCAAGUUUAAAAUGAAACUGGACUAAAUGUAAGAUUAGAUUUUUUCUUUGUGUUAAUGGGAGCAAAAUUGUGAAGAGUGAUGUUAUCACUCUGUCUUAAUAUUUUCGUAUCUAAAGGUGCAUGUGUGUGUGUGUGUGUGUGAGAGAGAGAGAGAGAAAGAGUUAGUGAAGGGAAACUAUGUACAGUACCUUUACAUCAGUCGCUAUUUAUGGAUCCAGAAAUGAACAAGAACAAAAUCACUGCGGUCUGCUGAUGAUGAUAUUUAAUAAAGAAUUAUUUUACCUUAAA
Clarias gariepinus (North African catfish) is the source of this 3999-nucleotide messenger RNA. RefSeq names its product core 1 synthase, glycoprotein-N-acetylgalactosamine 3-beta-galactosyltransferase 1, like b (gene c1galt1lb). The record is from RefSeq and is a predicted model, not a curated record. The transcript is spliced from 5 exons. Gene Ontology annotation, cellular component: membrane. Bases 288 to 1433 code for a protein of 381 amino acids. Lineage: Eukaryota; Metazoa; Chordata; Actinopteri; Siluriformes; Clariidae. Gene Ontology annotation, molecular function: N-acetylgalactosaminide beta-1,3-galactosyltransferase activity.